Rubroshorea leprosula is the source of this 1679-nucleotide messenger RNA. The record is from the annotation of a GenBank genome assembly. Lineage: Eukaryota; Viridiplantae; Streptophyta; Magnoliopsida; Malvales; Dipterocarpaceae.
AUUUCUGCAGAGCAGAGCAGAGCACCCAAAGACGAAGAUCAAAUUCCAAACAUCAACACACAACACACAACACACAACACACAUUUUAUUUUUCCUCUCCGUUAAUGGAUUCUCCUUCCCGCUCAUCCGUCAUCGUCGUCGGCGCCGGCAUCUCCGGAAUAUCUGCCGCCAAGGUGUUGGCUGAGAACGGAAUUGAGGAUUUGGUGAUUCUGGAAGCGUCGGAUCGUAUCGGCGGUAGGAUCCGGAAAGAGAAGUUUGGAGGCGUGUCGGUGGAGCUCGGCGCAGGUUGGAUCGCCGGAGUCGGUGGAAAAGAGUCCAAUCCGGUCUGGGAGCUCGGUUCCCGGCUGGGCCUGCGAACCUGCUUCUCUGAUUAUAGCAAUGCACGGUAUAACAUCUACGAUCGAAGUGGUAAGAUAAUUCCUAGUGGAAUCGCAGCGGACUCGUACAAAAAGGCGGUGGACUCAGCAAUUCAGAAUCUAAGGAACCAAGAGGUUAACAAUGUCGACGAUAUCUCUACAGUAACCGAAUCGAUUUCCAUACCAAAAACACCCAUUGAGCUCGCAAUCGACUUCAUAUUACAUGAUUUUGAGAUGGCAGAGGUGGAGCCAAUAUCUACAUAUGUAGAUUUCGGAGAAAGAGAAUUUCUGGUUGCAGAUGAAAGAGGUUAUGAGCAUUUACUCUACAAAAUGGCUGAGGACUUUUUAUUAACCGCUGAAGGCAAAAUCUUGGAUGAUCGUCUCAAGCUAAACAAGGUUGUAAGGGAGUUGCAGCACUCGAGAAACGGCGUUACGGUGAAAACAGAGGAUGGUUGUGUCUACGAAGCCAAAUACGUCAUUUUGUCUGCUAGCAUUGGCGUUCUCCAAAGCGACCUCAUUUCUUUUAAACCACCAUUGCCCAGUUGGAAAAAAGAGGCCAUAGGGAAAUGUGAUGUCAUGCGGAGAGGCUAUUACACGUUCUGGCAGCACAUGGAGAAUGCAUACCCUGGUUCCAAUAUCCUGGUUGUUACAUUGACAAAUGGAGAGUCGAAACGUGUGGAAGCUCAGCCCGAUGAAGAGACACUGAAAGAAGCCAUGAGUGUGCUUAGGGACAUGUUUGGGCCAGACAUACCUGAUGCCACUGAUAUACUUGUUCCUCGUUGGUGGAACAACAGGUUCCAGCGGGGCAGCUAUAGCAACUACCCCAUAAUCUCUAAUAACCAAGUCGUUCAGGAUAUGAAGGCUCCAGUUGGUCCCAUUUUCUUUACUGGCGAACACACAAGUGAAAAAUUUAACGGUUAUGUACAUGGUGGAUACCUUGCAGGUAUUGACACGGGCAAAGCAUUACUAGAAGAAAUAAAGAAUGAGAAAGAAAGAAUGAGCGAGAAUCAAACUUUCCUGCUAGAACCUUUGCUAGCAUUAACAGGAUCAUUAACUUUGACACAGACAGAGGCAGUCUCCAAACGAGACAGAUGACUAAGUGAAGAAUGAGACAAGAGAUGGCACAAUUGGACAUGCAGAGCCGUUUAACACCAUCUAAUGCUAUGCAAGAAAUUUGAAAAAAGAUGCAUGAUAGGCCAAGUGCGUAGAUGUAUCCCUCUUCAUAAUGCAGUCACUAAUCAUUGGAAGCUGCUUGGUUGUUGGAUCUUUUUGCAGUGGUUUUACGGCCUACUGGCAUUUCUGCAAUAAUUGUUUUUAUUGCAA